Molecule: messenger RNA, 948 nt
Organism: Thrips palmi
Lineage: Eukaryota; Metazoa; Arthropoda; Insecta; Thysanoptera; Thripidae
Product: sorting nexin-24-like
Exons: 3
Coding region: 290-781 (163 amino acids)
Molecular function (GO): phosphatidylinositol phosphate binding
Source: RefSeq, a predicted model, not a curated record
CUUACCCUUCUGCUUCUUUGUUUUCUGCUGUGAUUGCUGUCAAACACAAAGACAUUGACUAUUUAAUUUAAGCCCUAUGGAGUGACUCUCCCAUAAUUUUAUAAAGAAUUAUCUCUAUCCUUAGUAUCCCGGAGUUUUUUCUUUUUUCCUUUCCAACCUCGACGCUCGUUACCUCUCCAAAAAAGUUUGCAAUCCAAAACAAAAUCAUAACCUGUGCGACUCCUGUCACUUUGUUGUCAUGUGUUUCAAUAAUUCCUAUAAAGACUGAUUGAUUACAUUCAAGCAUACAAUGUCUGAUUUGCACAUUUUAAACUUUCGUCUAGUGGAUUCUGUUCCCACAGAAAAACCGUAUUAUGUCUACACUGUAGAUGUUAACAUUAAUGGGCGACAUCGUUGUGUUGAGAAGCGUUACAGUCAGUUUCACAGCCUACACAGACAACUCAGGAAAUUAUACCAAACACCUACCUUCCCACCGAAGCGUGUACGCUGUUCUCAACCUCGUUUGCUGGAGCAAAGACGACGGGGCUUAGAAAUGUACCUUCGCACCGUGUUUCUACAGUCUGCACCCUGUCGUUCUCAAAUCAUGAGCUUUUUGGGUCUACCCCAACUUUCUGCCCUGGAAACUUGUAAAGGCUCUAGCUGUGAGGUGCCAUUGGAUCACCCACCUAUUUAUAUGUACAAGAAUGACCCAUACAUACAUCCUAACACUAAAUCUGAUCUUCCUGAUGUCGUUGUGAAUGGCAUACUCAUGGCUUUGUAUGACACACCUCGGCUGCACUGAUAAUUUGUUAUUUCUUUAUUUAAGCAAAAUUUAAUUUCUAUAAUCCAAAAUUUUAUUUCUGUUAUCACAUGGGUAUUAUCUUUUUUCAAACAUUCAUCACUGCAUUCCAUGUGAACCAAAUGUGAUAUAACAUAAUUUGUAUGAAUAAAAGUGCAGAAGCUACAGCA